UCUCAAGUUCUUUACAGAAAACAAACAAAAUAUCGAUUCACAAUUUUUAGAAGUUUUGACUUUAUUAAUUUAGAAGUUAUGAACUCCUGUAGUAGACAUUACAUUGACGUCUAGAGAUGUAACAUCUACUAUUUCCAGUGAUUUUAAAACUGAAGAGUUUCGUGAAUUGGUUUUAUCAUGCCAUCCUUUGGAUACAAAAGAAGAUAUUUAUCUGAGGGACUGUUCCCGAAAAUACGCAGAAACUAUGAACAGGUUUUGACGUUGUUCUGUAUUCUGUUUUCCCUUUCCAUCCUUCUGAUUUUAGUCAUUACUGGAGUAGAUUUAGGAUUAUCAAUCCCAAUAGCCAGCUACAGCAUCAUGGAAGGGAAGGCGGGGGAGAAGGGGGGAAAGGGGGAGGAGACGGAAAAGAAAAGGGAGGAGGAAGAUAUUGAGUUCUAUUUAGUGAAAACAAUCAAAGCUAUUACUAUUAUAUAUAUCAUUGCACAGGUAUUAUCUCUAUUCCUCCGUAUCCUGUAUAUCUCCUUCCCUUCUAUAUCUAGAAACAAUACAUACGUUCUUACACUCGCUGUGCUCGAGACAGAAGGUCGGCUGGUAACAAUGUAUGGUUCGACAGCUGCGACAGAUGAAAACAUUAGCUGUCAGGAUAUCUGUAUCUUCUAUCACAGGGUUACAGGUGGAAAUUGCCAUUCUUUUUGUGAACCUCUUUCCCUUCCUUUGCCAGGCCUUCAUCUUCCUAUUCAGGUUUUUUGUUUACUCCUGUCUCUUCUACUAGUUUGUCUGGAGAGUGCACUCCUAGAUAUAGAUAAUUUCUAUACAGCUACAACAGUAAUAUCAGUUCUUAAUUCUGUACAGCAGCUUCUACUUACUCUAUGUACAUAUGCACUUACAACGGAUACAGGGUUUUGUUGCUUUGGAAUAUCAAUUACAAGAUGGUUCAUUCAUACAGAUGUUUAUACACAGACAUUGGAAAGCCUUGUAAAAGAAAGUUUCACUUCUCCAAACAAGCAUGAGAAUGAAGAAUGGUUUAGAUCUACCUUAGUUCAAGAACCAGAGAACCAGAUGGACGCGUCAAGGGCAGGUCAAGUAAAGAUGCUUCAACACUUUUUAGAAACCUGGCACGAGCAGCUUUAUAGAGAGGUGUAUGUUGGGCAAGAUGCAGUCUCACUCUUCAUCACAAAAAAUGAAAAGGAUCGAUUAGACGAGUUCUACACUAGGAGGAUUCUUUCCUAUGACAGUGAUGAAAAAGUAAUUUUUCAAAGAAAAUGAAAAUAAAUAUUUAAAAAUAAUUCAAAUAAAUGAUGAUAUAUUUAGUACAGAUAUGAAUAAAUGUACAAAGUUUUAUCGCAAGCAAUUGAACUGUAUUUUUUUGUACAUGAAUUUUUCAUAAAUCAUUGAAAAUGUU
Molecule: messenger RNA, 1402 nt
Organism: Eurytemora carolleeae
Lineage: Eukaryota; Metazoa; Arthropoda; Copepoda; Calanoida; Temoridae
Exons: 15
Coding region: 178-1266 (362 amino acids)
Source: RefSeq, a predicted model, not a curated record